Messenger RNA from Aspergillus nidulans FGSC A4, 992 nucleotides. RefSeq names its product YdeI/OmpD-associated family protein. The record is from RefSeq and is a predicted model, not a curated record. The transcript has a single exon. Bases 41 to 988 code for a protein of 315 amino acids. NCBI's taxonomy places the organism in Eukaryota, Fungi, Ascomycota, Eurotiomycetes, Eurotiales, Aspergillaceae.
UUUCAAAGGCCUGUCCCUCCCAGCUGUCUAGACGUUUCCCAUGUUACAGCACUUGAAAAUAAGGCCUACACUGCGCACUAGACAACUAAAUCUCAUCAUCAAGACUAGCGUCCAGCCGCAAUCUUCCGUCGGAACCCAUUCUCACCUACGCUCCCAGAGCCAAACCACAUCCACAUCUAACUCGACGAUGUCCCCCAAAGCGACGACCCCGAAGCCAGCUCCAGCAGCAACGAAAACAAACACGACCAAACCCCUCCCAACCGACCUCCCCAUCCACACUUUCCCGACUCCCUCCUCGUUCGAGACCUUCCUAAGCCAAAACCACAACUCGCUCCCGGGAAUGUAUAUCAAAUUCGCCAAAAAGAACUCCGGCAUCCCAUCCAUCACCGCCUCCCAAGCCGUUGAAAUCGCACUCUGCUACGGCUGGAUCGACGGGCGCGCAAGCUCUCUUAACGAUCAGUACUGGCUAGUACGCUACACACCCCGACGCCCAAAAAGUCUCUGGUCCGCAAAGAAUGUAGCAACUGUGCAGCGGCUUAUCGACGAGGGACGAAUGCGCGAUGCGGGAUUGGCGGCCGUGGAGGCGGCGAAGAAAGAUGGGCGGUGGGAGAGGGCGUAUGAUGGGCCGGCUAACAUUGGGGUUCCCGCGGAUUUGGAGGAGGCAUUAGAGAAGCAUGAAGAAGCCAGAAGGGUGUUUGAGGGGUUGAAUCGGUCGGAAUGGUAUCAGGUGUUGCAUCGGUUGCAGACAGGCGCGGUGUCCACGAGGCGGGAGAGGAUUGAAGCUGUGGUUGACAUGCUGGCGAGGCGAAACACUGCGAUGCCAAGGGCAAAGGCAAGGGCAUCGUCAGCGGGUGCGAGAACGUUCAAGGUCGAGAAGAAGCAGGCUGUAAUUAAGGGGAAGAAGGGUAAGAAAGCCGAUGUGGAGACCGAGGCCUUAUCGUCCGAUGGAAGUGCUAGACAAUUGCGGUCUCGUAAACCACGUCAGUAGCAUC